ACAACCCAUGAAACGCAUACAUAACAAACAAACAAACAAAACAAGAACACUAAACAUAUCUGAAAAGCAGUGACACCAUGUUCACAAAGCUACAAUGGCCUUUACUUACAUGCCAUACACGCUUCCUACUCUUCCUCUGCUGUACUUUGAUGGUGGUUCUCUCAUCAUCGGCAAUGACUGUUGAGGAAAUAGCAAGAAAACUGGAGCAAAAGGACAACUACCUUCUCUCAACAGAGAACAAAUUCAAAGCCUUCAUGGAGAACUACAGCAAGAACUACACCACCAGAGAGGAGUAUCUCCGUCGCCUUGGAAUCUUUGCCGACAACAUCGUCACGGCCUUAAGACACCAAGUGCUUGAUCCCUCAGCCGCUCAUGGUGUCACACAGUUCUCAGAUCUCACACAAAUGGAAUUCUUGAGGCUGUACACUCACGGUUUGGUGUCUCAGAACGAAAAUAAAUUUACUGCCGAUAGGAUGGCGCCACCCUUGAAGGUGGAAGGGUUACCGGAAACUUUUGAUUGGAGGGAGAAAGGAGCGGUUACUGAAGUUAAGACUCAGGGUAUGUGUGGAGCUUGUUGGGCUUUCAGCACUACAGGAACUCUUGAAGGAGCUCAUUUUAUUGCAACGGGCAAGCUUCUUAAUCUUAGUGAACAACAGCUCAUAGACUGUGACAAUAAAUGUGACAUAACAGAUAAGACAGCAUGCGACAAUGGUUGUCAGGGUGGUCUUAUGACAAAUGCCUAUAACUAUUUGAUGGAAGCUGGCGGUGUGGAAGAGGAAGCAACAUAUCCCUACACUCAAAACAGAGGUGAAUGUAAAUUUGACAAAAACAAAAUAGUAGUUAGAGUAUCAAAUUUCACCAAUAUCCCUGCGGAUGACGAUCAAAUUGCUGCAUAUUUAGUCAAACAAGGCCCUCUUGCUAUUGGAGUGAAUGCAGUUUACAUGCAAACCUACAUAGGAGGUGUGUCAUGCCCUUUUAUAUGUGGAAAGAAGCCCAACCAUGGUGGGUUACUAGUUGGCUAUGGUACAAAAGGCUUCUCCAUCCUUACUUGGGAACAAACCAUACUGGAUAAUCAAGAAUAUGGGGGAAGCGUUGGGGAGAACAUGGGUAUUUCAAGAUUUGCAGAGGAUAUAACAUGUGUGGAGUGAACACGUUGGUUUCUACUGCAAUGGUGUCCCAUUAGAUACAACACACGCUAAUGAUGUACUUUGCUAUAAUGUGUGUUAUAUAUAAGUUUGAAUGCUUAAUAUA
Arachis duranensis is the source of this 1251-nucleotide messenger RNA. RefSeq names its product probable cysteine protease RD19D. The record is from RefSeq and is a predicted model, not a curated record. NCBI's taxonomy places the organism in Eukaryota, Viridiplantae, Streptophyta, Magnoliopsida, Fabales, Fabaceae. Gene Ontology annotation, molecular function: cysteine-type endopeptidase activity. Gene Ontology annotation, cellular component: lysosome.